Molecule: messenger RNA, 1425 nt
Organism: Venustampulla echinocandica
Lineage: Eukaryota; Fungi; Ascomycota; Leotiomycetes; Helotiales; Pleuroascaceae
Product: MFS general substrate transporter
Exons: 3
Coding region: 1-1425 (474 amino acids)
Biological process (GO): transmembrane transport
Cellular component (GO): membrane
Molecular function (GO): transmembrane transporter activity
Source: RefSeq, a predicted model, not a curated record
AUGGCGGAGACGGAGAAAGGUGCCAAGUCGUACGUCGACACCACGCCAGUAUCCAGCAGUGAAGAUAACGUCUCAAUCGAACAAGAGUAUGAUGCAGCAUUUGAGAAGCGAGCUCUCCGCAAAGCCGAUAUCUGGCUAGUCGGUUUCUACUCCCUGGUGUACAUCUUCCGGGUGAUCGAUUCCUCCAACUAUUCCAAUGCAGCAAUCAUCAACAAGGAGCAGGGAACCAACAUCAAGACGCAACUCAACUUCUCCCCGUCACAAUGGUCAUGGACACUCUCCAUCUUCUCCUACAGCUAUAUGGUCUUCGAGCCUAGCAACACUCUGCUCUUGAAGAAAUUCCGGCCAUCGGUAUGGAUGUGUGUCCUCAUUCUCGGAUGGGGCGUUUGUGCUGCGUGCGUUGCAGCCGUCCAGGAUUUCAAAGGGAUGAUGGUCGUACGUUUUGCAAUUGGCAUGGCGGAAGCUGGUUACUACCCUGCAGUGUUGUACCAUAUGUCUUUCUGGUACAGGCCUUCCGAGAUGCCAUGGCGUAUCGCGCUCUUUUAUUCCAUCGGCCAGGUAGCUGGCGCGCUCAGCGGUCUAUUGGCGUAUGCCAUCGGCUUCAUGAACGGUCUUGGCGGUCUUCCAGGAUGGCGAUGGCUCUUCCUCCUCGAGGGACUCCCCUGCAUCCUCUUAUCCGUCGUCGCACUUUUUGGGCUUCCGGAUUAUCCUCAGACUUCAAAGAUGCUUACGCCGGAGGAGAAGAUUUUCUUCGUGCAGCGGUUAUCGGCCUCGGCGCCAUCGGGCGCGAAGGGAAACUGGGAUUGGAAGUCACUUAAGCCUCUGUUUUUGGAUCCAACGUUCUAUACUUUCAGUAUUUACUGGAUUGCUCAUGGAAUUGGUGGAUUUGGUGUCUCGUAUGCUUUGCCGACUGUCAUUUAUGAGCUCGGCUUCACCACGACUUCCCUCUCUCAGUUGAUGAACAUACCUCCAUUCGUUGCAUGUUUCUUCUUCCUCAACACGCUAGGCUGGCUACUGCACAAACGAUUGAUCAGGCCAUGGACAACGGCCGUUGCAAUCGAAUUUACCACAAUAAUCUGCUACAUCCUCUUAAUCACAGUCCCGAACUCCACCGUAAAAUACCUAUGUCUCGUAGUAGCAACCUCAUGUGCCGGCUCCGCAUACCCAGUAAUCUGGCCCGAACGGAUCCGCGCCCUCGACGGUACUGUCGCAGCAGGAAUGGGCAUUGGAUUUACCAAUGCGAUGGCGCAGUUUAGCGGUAUUGUGGGACCGCAUGUGUAUAGUACGGUUUUUGGACCGUCAUAUCAUGUUUCCUACAUUAUCUGCUUGUGUUUUUUGAUUGUUUCUAUUAGCGGUAUUCUCUGCAGUUGGUGGCUUGUUUUGAGAAGGGAUAGGAAGGCUGCGGAGUUGGAUGAGAGUACCUAA